This is a messenger RNA of Hyalella azteca, 3486 nucleotides long. RefSeq names its product valine--tRNA ligase, mitochondrial. Gene Ontology annotation, cellular component: cytosol. The transcript is spliced from 22 exons. NCBI's taxonomy places the organism in Eukaryota, Metazoa, Arthropoda, Malacostraca, Amphipoda, Hyalellidae. Bases 327 to 3455 code for a protein of 1042 amino acids. Gene Ontology annotation, molecular function: valine-tRNA ligase activity; ATP binding; aminoacyl-tRNA deacylase activity. The record is from RefSeq and is a predicted model, not a curated record. Gene Ontology annotation, biological process: valyl-tRNA aminoacylation.
AAUGCUUCAUGCUUGGCAGCCUUGGCUUGGCUGCUUGUUGUUGCUGGUAUAAUCAUUCUUACAGGACUCAAAUCACUCUAUUGAGAAGGUCAACAAAAAAAUGUCUUGUUUGCCACUAUGCAUAUAAGUUAGUCAUAGAACGAUAGAAGACCAUAAAUUUGAGGUGAAUGCCUCUGACGACUGAAUGGUGUUGGCAAAGGGGUGAAUAUGCCCAGACAAGCUCAAGGGGAACAAUUUUAAUUUGAACAAAUUUAUGUCAAUUACCUACAAGACUAAUUAAUAGUACAGGUUGCUUUGCCUGGCUGCUUGAUAAGGCUGAUAUAGAAAUGCCUCCCAUGGUUGGCACCUGCCCUACUGCCUCUCUUCAUCAAAAAUGGUAUCCUGUAUGGAAAGCUAACAAGUAUUUCUUCAGAGGAAAGUUGUGUCCAAAUGAAGUCUCUCUCAAGAACCAAUUAGGCUUACCUGCCAAAUACAAGCAACCUUUUGUGGUGAUGCUCCCUCCUCCAAACAUCACUGGCUCACUUCACCUUGGCCAUGCUCUUACUGUUUCACUUCAAGACACUCUAGUGAGAUGGCAGGGCAUGCUUGGCAGAGAUGUACUUUGGGUGCCUGGGUGUGACCAUGCUGGUAUUGCCACUCAAGUUGUUCUUGAGAAGCAUCUAAUGCAGACUACAGGCAAGAACAGACAUCAGCUUGGACAGGAAGAAUUCCUGAGAGCAGCAUGGGAAUGGAAGGACAGCAAAGAGAGUUGCAUUUAUGAUCAGCUGCAGAAGUUGGGUGUUGCUCUGGACUGGGACUGUUCCGUUUUCACCAUGAGCAAGGACAUGAGUCACUCAGUGGUGCAAGCCUUCAUCAUGCUUCAUGACCGAGGCCUUAUCUAUCGCAAACCCCGGCCUGUGAAUUACUGCCCUGCACUCCAGUCAGUUAUUUCUGAUAUUGAGGUUGACCACUGGAAAGUGACUGGGCCAACAGAAACUGUGAUCCCAGGGCACGAUGAGCCUGUCAUGUUUGGCCAGAUGUUCGACGUCGCCUACCCUCUGGUGUUCCCUGAUGGCUCCACGCCCUCAUCAGGAGAACACAUCGUCGUCAGCACCACGCGCCCUGAGACUAUCCCUGCUGACACCGCCAUCAUGGUCCAUCCACAAGAUCACAGAUAUAAACAUUUGAUCGGCAAGAAAGCACAAAUCCCUUGUCGCCCAGACCGCAGCAUUCCCAUCAUUGCAGAUGCAGCAGUCGACCCUGCCAUAGGCACAGGUGCUGUUAAAGUGACUCCAGGUCUGAGCGCCGUAGACUACGCCGUUGGCCAGCGUCAUCACCUCCCCGUGAUGAGCAACAUCCUUCGUGACGGCACUCUCGACUCGUCCGUCCCAAGUCUACAAGGUUUACCGCGGCUGAGUGCUCGUGGCGCCAUGCUGUCGUUGCUGGAGGAGCGUGGGCUGCUGAGAGCGGUGCGGCCGCACGCUCAAACCGUGCCUCGAUGCUCCAGAACUGGCGACGUUGUCGAGACUCUAGUGCAAAAACAGUGGUUUGUGCGGGUGCGGGAGAUGGCAGAGCGCAGCUGCCGUGCAGUCGAGAACGGUGACCUGCUGAUCGACCCACCAUCACAGCGCAACGUCUGGACCACUUGGAUGAAGCAAACUCAACAUGAAGAUUGGUGCAUCUCGCGACAGAUCUGGUGGGGGCAUCGCGUGCCCAUGUAUCGCAUCCGCCACGCUGCCGACACUGAGCCGCUCAAGGGAGCAGGCCCGCUCGCUGACGACGACGGUGAAGUCUGGCUGGCAGCCGAGUCUGAGACUCAAGCUCUCGAUAAAGCCGCCGAGAUGCUAGGAAGAAGUGCCGAGUUGCUACGGGCAGAACAGGACCCGGACGUGCUGGACACGUGGUUCUCUUCAGCGCUGUUUCCCUUCGCAUCGUUAGGAUGGCCAUGGCAGAGUGCUCGGCUGUCCCGCUACUACCCGACUUCGGUGCUGGUGACGGGGCAGGAUAUUCUCUUCUUCUGGGUGGCCAGGAUGGUCAUGCUAGGCACGGAGCUCACUGGGCAGCUGCCCUUCAAGAGGGUGCAACUCCAUGGCCUCAUCUGUGAUUCCAAAGGCGUCAAGAUGAGCAAAAGUAGAGGCAACGUCAUCGAUCCAAUGAUUCUCAUUGACAGCGAAUAUCGUGCAGCUGCCAGUAAAUCUAGUCACAAUACAGAUCCUCUUUAUAGUCACUCUUCUCAGAACAAGUCAUCCACUGAGCUUAGCUCUCAAGAUCCAUCUAGUCCAGCCAAGUCGUCACCCAAGCAGGCUGAGGACAAAAAAUCCGACCAUCCAACGAAUGUUGCGUCCAAUACCACGGGCCUGGAUUUACCUUUCGUUGGGCCUGACGUGCUGCGGAUGGCCCUCUUGUCAACGAGCCUCUUCAGUGACCAUGUACAGUUCGGCCCCAAAGAGUUGGAUUCAUUCAGCAAAUUACCCAACAAAAUGUGGCAGUCAGUCAAGUUCCUGAGGAUGUCGUGCGAUCGCAUCAAGUGUCGCGAGUUGUUGCCUCUUCACAAACUAACACAAGAUUUGGGUGUGAUGGAGCGUUGGCUGUUGCACCACACAGGCAGCCUCGUCAGCACCGCAGACGGCGCCUUACGGAGCUGCAACACUGCCCUUCUCAUCACGGCCUUCACGACGUUAUGGAAGUCCGUCCUCUGCGACGUGUUUCUUGAAGCUGUUAAACCUUGCAUUGAUGUUCAUUCAAGCUUGGAAGUUCCUGAUUGCGCUGUUGAAAGUUUGAAGGGUCCAGAGAUGCAAUAUGGCGAUGCAGUAACGUCCAUGUCUGUUAUGGCGCACUGCAUGACCACCGCCUUGUUGUGCAUCGCUCCUGUGAUGCCGCACCUGGCAGAGGAGCUCUACCACUGCAUGCCUACUGUAGCCGGCUCCCCCAAGAAGCCGAGCAUUUUUGCUGAAGCCUAUCCUCAACACGCCAUGUGGCAUCAAUGGGAAGACAUCUCAGUCGCACGACAAGUCGACGCGUGGCUAGAGGUUGUCGCGGCCGCGCGGAGUCUCAAAGCCGCUCAUGGCGCCGCGCAGAAACGAGCUUCAGGCGUCCUGUACAGCGAGUGCCCUCACCUCACUGCCGCCCAGAGAGGCACUGAGCUCUCUUCUGUCGCUUGCCACCUUGCACAGUUGAGCGCAAUUGAGAUAAUCUACGGUAAAAAUCCAGAAGGUUGCGUGCAAGCUUCACUCGUCACGCCUGCUGGAGAAAAUUCUGUCUUGCAUCUUAACAUUCCAGGGGUGGACGUAGAGCAACAGGCAGCGCGGCUGGAGAAGCGACUUGCUAAACUCGCCAGGCAGCUUUCUGUUGCUAAGAAGUACGAAUGGAGUAACACGGAGAAGAUCAAUAAGCUGUCGAACGAACUGCAGCACACCCAGCGGCUGAAGGAGAGUCUUCAGGAGCUCAUACUUCGGCAGCGCCGACCAACUUCUUGACAAUCCUGCCGGCAUAAACAUGAUGAUGUUG